AUGCAAUCUGCAGACGAAGAGGAUCAGAAUCAAAAUAUGGAAUGCACUCAUUGUCCAAUCCAUUGCCCGAAGAAUGAGUCCAGUGAUCCAGACAACGAAGGCCUCCCGGAAGAAAAUGCAAAGGAUGGAGCUGAUAUCUUCGAGGCAGAGCAGGGAAGAGGUCGACUGAGUGGAACCGAUGGCUCCAGAGGUCGUCCCGGUGGAUCCGGACAAACUGGAACAGCAUUCUCAGGGAGUCAGCGGAAGUCCGGCCAAAGUGGAUCUACGAGCCGUAAAGGAUCUCAAAGCCCCUCUAAGAAAAGCAGCGCAGCCAGUGAAGAAGUAACUGAGAGCAGAGCGAGUCGGAAAAGAUCUCGAAGUACAUCUAAGAAGGGCAGCGCAGCUAGUGCGCAUGUUUCUGAGAGCGGAGCGGCAACCGCUGCAGCUUCUGCGACCGCGAGCAGAAAAGGAUCUCAAAGCCCCUCUAAGAAGGGCAGCGCAGCUGGUGCGCAAGUGUCUGAGGGCGGAGCGGCAACAGCUGUAGCUUCUGUGACCGCGAGCCGAAAAGGAUCUCAAAGCCCCUCUAAGAAUAGCAGCGCAGCUGGAGCGCAAGUAUCUGAGAGCGGAGCAGCAACCGCUGCAGCUUCUGAGACCGCGAGUCGUAAAGGAUCUCAAAGCCCCUCUAAGAAGAGCAGCGCAGUUAGUGAAGAAGUAUCGGAGAGUGGACCGGUAGCACCUUCCGCGCCUGGGACGGCGAGUCGAAAAAGCUCACAAGCAGGACGGAAAAGAAGCACGACUAGAAGUCCAUCAAAAAUAGAGAGCGUUUCGAAGAAAAGCAGAGUUGGGUCUGUGAGAAGUUCAGCGGCUCCAUCUGAAACCAGACGAAGUUUUAGUAACGCACGGGUUGCGUAUAAAAUAUGCAUAUUUCCGGACUGUGACGAUGAUCCGAUCGGUCAUUUUAUUGCUAGCAAGGCCCGCAAUGGAACAAAAACUAAGUAA
Symsagittifera roscoffensis is the source of this 978-nucleotide messenger RNA. Its product is annotated as mucin-19-like. NCBI's taxonomy places the organism in Eukaryota, Metazoa, Xenacoelomorpha, Acoela, Convolutidae. The record is from RefSeq and is a predicted model, not a curated record. The transcript has a single exon. Bases 1 to 978 code for a protein of 325 amino acids.